Molecule: messenger RNA, 4275 nt
Organism: Silurus meridionalis
Lineage: Eukaryota; Metazoa; Chordata; Actinopteri; Siluriformes; Siluridae
Product: Kv channel-interacting protein 2-like
Exons: 9
Coding region: 522-1280 (252 amino acids)
Biological process (GO): regulation of potassium ion transmembrane transport
Cellular component (GO): voltage-gated potassium channel complex
Molecular function (GO): calcium ion binding; potassium channel regulator activity
Source: RefSeq, a predicted model, not a curated record
GUUAAUAGGUCUAUAAGGCUUAAAAAUGUGUGCGCGCUCGUGCAUGUGCGUUUGGACUCUUAGGUGUUUUCGCGCGCGCGAGCCGAACUGCCGAGCACAAGCGGCGCGCGCACCUCGCCAAACUCCGCUCUGUGCCGGAGACGAGGCAGAUUGCGCGCAUUUUCCGGUACACAUCUGAUGCCUCCGGUGCUAAAAAUGCGUCCUAGAAAUGCGCCCUAUCUGCGUCUACGGAGCGACCUGGAGGAGUGUAUUCGACAGUGAGUGAGUGCGUGCGUGUGAGAAGAGAGAGAGAGAGAGAGAGAGAGAGAGAGCGUGAGCGACCAUACUGCUCCUUGCACACGCGCAACCAAGUCGCGAGACCAACCUGGAAAUCGCGCGACAGAAAUUAUCCCUCACAGACUUUUCUCCACUUGGUUUUAUAUUGCAUGCUUUUACAAAAAAAAAGUUCUAUUUUAUUUUAAUUUUUUUUACCCAAGUGUUAUUUAUUUAGCCAUUGAUAUUGCAAUUUAGGAAAAAUUAGAAUGAAGGCAAAAAACAGGGACCAAAGCUUAUCCGACUCCAGAGAACUCGAUGGAUCCUACGACCAGCUUACUGGAAACACUCCCAGCCAAAGCAAAAAAAGUAUUAAACAGCGGUUCCUCAAGCUGCUGCCCUGCUGUGUGCCCAGUGUCACUCCCUCAGUCAGUCAAUACAGCAUCGAGGAUGAUUUUGAACUCUCCACUGUGUGCCACCGGCCCGAGGGUCUGGAGAAACUGCAAGAGCAAACAAAGUUCACCAAGAAAGAGCUGCAAGUUCUCUACAGGGGCUUUAAAAAUGAAUGUCCCAGCGGCGUCGUGAACGAGGACACCUUUAAGGUUAUCUACUCUCAGUUCUUCCCACAAGGGGAUUCAAGUACGUAUGCACAUUUCCUUUUUGAGGCAUUUGACACCAACAAGAACGGAUCGGUUAGUUUCGAGGACUUUGUCAUCGGCCUGUCCAUCAUCCUCAGGGGGACCAUAAUCGAUCGGCUCAACUGGGCAUUCAAUCUCUACGAUCUCAAUAAAGAUGGUUGUAUCACCAAAGAGGAAAUGUUAGACAUCAUGCAGUCAAUCUACGACAUGAUGGGGAAAUAUACGUAUCCCUGCAUGCAAGAGGACGCUCCCAGAGAGCACGUCGAGAGCUUCUUUCAGAAAAUGGACCGUAACAAUGACGGCGUGGUCACCAUUGAUGAGUUCAUCGAGUCAUGCCAAAAGGACGAGAACAUCAUGCAGUCCAUGCAGUUGUUUGACAACGUCAUUUAGGGCCACGCUCUAUUCAACAGGACGGUGCAAGAGCCUCAGAAAGGUGAUCACGACCUCCAAACUGGUCACCUGGAAAGCUACACUCCUCCAUAUCUCCUCUUCACCCAGCCAGAGGCCCACCGUCAUUCGGUUUUCUUUCUUUCUUUUUCCCCCCAGAGACAUUGUGGAAGAUGAUGCACCAAUUCUGGCUCCUAGAUAAACUUCAAUAACUUGUUUUUCUUACAUUCCUGAAAGCAUUAAACACAUUAGCUGGACUCGUGAUGAAGCCAGCUGGACACUUUCACAUUUAACAGGAAACUCGGAGGAACAAAAAGUGACGAUAGAAGAGAAAAAGAAGCGACCAACAUCUAGCUAGAAUCUAUGGCCGAUGGUGGAGUUUUUAAUUUGAUAUGGUUUUUUUUUUUUUUUUAAUCAACAGACAUUUUUCUAACCGCAUGAUGUCAAAUUAUCUACACUAUGUAACGUAUCUUUUUGCCGAGCUAGUCCAAAGCUUGUCUGUUGUCAAACGGCCAUCCAAAUGUGCCUCGCUCAGACGGCGUGUUGUAUUGUGCACCAUUCGAAUCCCUCCAUUCAGCAGCCAAUUCAAAUAGAAACGUACACUUUGUACAUUCCUGGAAGAGUCUGUAAGAAAAGAAAGGGGCUCCUUGGCCUUCAAGAUCUUAGCAGUUCAGGGGUUUUUUGUUCCCUUUUCCUGGUAACAGAGGUUUUGUCCUUUUCAACCCAUGAAGUGUCUCAUUAGGUAGAGCAAUUCGUCAUGUAUCUUUGUAAAAACAGCGGAGUGGAGCUACGCUGCGUUAACGCUACCCUGCGUCAACGCAUAUUAAAUAUAAAUCGUGAACUCAUUGCUGCUGGUAGGAGCCACUAAUGAUAAAUUCAGUAUAUUACAUCAUCCAGGCUUUUUUAAAUGUAUUAUUAUUAAUAACAAUCAUGUAUCACUAAUUCGAGCAUAGGAAGCUUUGUGAUGCCUAGGGACCAGAAAGCUUGUCUAACAUCAAUAUUAAAAAGGGUUUUGAAUUAAAACUAUGAAAUAAUAUUUAUAGUGGAGCAACAAAUGAGAAAAAUGAUAUAUUACAUAAUAUAUAAUACAAAAUUGAAUCUCAUUAGAUUGGAAAUUUAAAGUCAAGCUUAGUAAUGUGUUUGCAUUUUUGGGAAAAAUGUGCAAUACCUUACCUUGCAUAUGUCUUCUUUUUGUCAUGUCACAACCUGUAACUGAAAUGAGAUCAUUUUGGAAUUCUUACCGUUUGAGAUGUGAACUCUGCACAUCUGUAUUCUGAGAUUUUCUUUUCUUUGGCAAAAGUUCAAUCAAAUGGAGACAGAUGUUGUACAGCGAUUUUUAAGUCUUGUACACAAAUCUCAAUCAGUUUGUGAUCUACAUUUGCACCAACACACCUUCUUGGUUUUGAACUGCUAUAGUACACCUUUUGGCUAUUCACAAGAUGAGCCUCCAGCCCAAGUCCAGAGGUGGAAAAGGUUUUCCUUUUGGCUUUGUCAAGUAUUCAGGUCCAUCUAUCUCACUAGUUUUCUGUCCUUGUUGAAGGAAAAGCAUCUCCACAACAUGACGCUCCCACCAGCAUGCUUCAUUGUGUGGAUGGUGUUCUCAGGGUGAUGAGCAGCGUUCAUGUUUUCAUCAAAUGCAGAGCUACAAGGCCACAGGGUAAGACCAAACCAGACUUGGUUGCUGCUCUGGCUAAUACCCUCUUUACCUGGUCAAUCGAUUUCAGUGUGGUUUUUAACCCGAGAUUCUUUUCAAAGCGAUAUCUCAAGAACGAUUGUUGAAAGUAUGCCGAACUUAUGAUUGUUUAGGAUUUGUCAUUGUAAUGCUGUUAUUUUGAUAGCUCCUUGGUCUUUAUGACGCUGUUUGUUUGGGUCUGCGUUACAACAAAUUCUUUCCGAUCAGCUCUACACAGGUUUUGAGACGAAAGGACACCAAAAAACACCAUAGACUUCAAUAUUUAAGCAAUAAUUUUGAACGAAUCUCGUCCAGUAUGGCCACUUUAUCAAUUCACAUCAGUGUGGAGUGGCGAUGUUUAGUUAUCUUUCGAAGAGCCAAUCGUGAGCACCAUUUAUUUCGAGGUUUAUGCAAAUGUUCUUUUCAAAAUGCCACAAGAAAUGAAGAAAAAAAAUGAAUAAAAUAAAGACCGUGUCCUCAUUAGAACAUUUUCCCCUCCUGAAAGGUCAAACAAUGGCAGAUGCUCCAACACGGUCCUGUCAACAUUUUUCUCUCGGCUUACAAGGACAGAGAGGGUGCGUGAAAGGUUUGUUUAGAAUGUGGAGACUUCCUUUCAUUCCAAAAGAGGAAUGAAGGGAAAAUGUUUACCCUUAUUUAAAGGUGUGUUACUGACAUCAGUCUCUCAUAAUUGUGUGUCAAUGUCCUUUUAAGACAUAAGAAAUAGUAUUCCUAUUAGGAAGGAAUUUCAUAGUAACAUCAGUCCAAAGAAUUUAUUUGCCGCCAUAAUCAGAAAUAACAGAACAAAUUUUACUCACAAAUUCACUGACCAAACAUAUAUUAAGGUUGUCGUUCAUCUACCAAAUUUAUUGUCUGAAGCCUAUCAAGAACAUGUUCUUGCGUUCACUCCGAUAUGUUCGUGUGUCUUCUGUAAUGGAAAGAAAAAAAAAAAAGCUCAUUCGUGUCGACUAGAAUCGUCUGCAAAAAAUGUAAUUGGAUCUCGAUUUUUGUUGGAGCACAGCUUCUUGUCAGAGUUUCCCAAAAUGCAUUAGUAUUUGUAUUUAUUUCCUUUUAGAUCCCCCACUUCAGCAUCAAUGGACAGUGUUGUUCAUACUCGCAUGAAAAGUAAUAAUCUGCUGUAUUAACCAUUUCUUAGGUAGAUUGUGCUGCAAAACGAGUAAAGAUAUCCUUGUAUAUUUUGUACAGAGAGUAUAAUAAAAAAAAAAAAAAUAACUACAACUGCUAUGCAAUGACGGGCGAAGUGUCUAAACUGUUGCAAUGUCUUUGUAGUAAACCAUAGUAUUAAACGGAUAUCAUAUGAUCACAUUA